UUGUUUUCGUUCAUUCAUUUAUAUUCGGAGGCAGGGAAUAUAAUACUUUACCGAGAGGUUUUGAGUGUUCUUUUCACGCCUCCUGUCACACGGUGAUCGCGUCUGAAUUUGUGAAAUUGUAUUUUCUAAGCAAAAAAGUGUUCGUGUUACGAAAACAGGAUUUUUAGUGUUCAAUAUGUUGCGAGAUGUGCUCGACGCGUUUUGGAAUGAGGACGUGUGGUUGCCUCCUAAUACUACGUGGGAAAGUUUAGCCCCUGGUCCCGAUAAGGCAGUGGUUUACAACGAUUCCAAUCACGUUUUCUACCCUAUACCGUUAGCGUUCGUGUUUAUAGUUGUACGAUAUGUGCUCGAAAAUUAUGUUUUCAGUGCUUUUGGCAAGUCACUUGGCAUUAAGGACACAAGGCCAAGGAAAGCACCCAAUAAUCCCAAACUAGAGGCAGCGUAUCAGGCGUCACCCAAGCUGAAAGAUGUAUCAAGUUUGGCCAAAAAGUUGGAUCUGUCGGAGCGGCAGGUGGAGCGGUGGUGGCGCCUCCGCCGCAGCCAGGACAAGCCGUCCACCCUGGUCAAGUUCUGCGAGAACGCGUGGAAGGCUACCUUCUAUUCGUGCAACUUCGCAUUCGGCACCUACGUGCUGUGGGACAAGGAAUGGCUGUGGGAUAUUGACCAGUGUUAUAUUGGAUACCCUCAUCAGGGUCUAACCAACGACGUAUGGUGGUACUAUACCAUAUCAUCAGCGUUCUACUGGUCACUGGCCAUAUCCCAGUUCUGGGAUGUGCGCCGCAAGGACUUCUGGCAGAUGUUCGUCCACCACAUCGCCACCAUCGCGCUGCUGUCGUUCAGCUGGAUCUGCAAUCUACACAGAAUCGGGACGCUCGUGAUGUUUCUGCAUGAUUUUGCUGACAUAUUUGUUGAAUUGGUGAAGGCGUCCAAAUACGCGAAGUACCAGCGUCUCUGCGACACGCUGUUCCUGGCGCUUAUCGUCGUGUGGAUCAGUACUCGAAUCGUUAUUUACCCGUUCUACAUAAUAUGGAGCACGUCGAUCCGCGCGCCGAUGCUGCUGCCCAUGUUCCCAGCGUACUACAUCUUCAACUCGCUGCUGUGCCUGCUGCUCGUUCUGCACGUGGUGUGGACCUGGCUCAUACUGCAGAUAGCUUACAAGACCAUACAGGCCGGACAGAUGGAAGGCGACAUCCGCAGCUCUAGUUCUGAUCUCAGCGACAGCUCACACAACUCCAAUCACAAUACUCCUAACCAUGUGAAAAAUAAAAAGACCACAUAGGGGCUAACUUCAGCAGUUAAAGGUUAACUAUCAAGCGUCACGCUCACUAUAUAUACCGAUUGUUAUAUUUUUAGAUACCUUAUAUCGAAGUAAAAAACCGGUAAAUUCCGGUUUCGGACUUAGCUUCCUUGGGAAACUUUGAUACCUCAAUUCACACAGAAUUCCACGAAAUUUCAAUCUUCGGAUCUGCAUGUUUAAUAUUAUUUAAAAUUAAUUUAAGCUUUGUAUAUAAAAAAAAGGUAAUGAAAUGAUAUUAAAGGAAAUUCAUUGUUGAGUACAUGAUGGAUACCAGAUUAUGAUUUUUGUAAUGGUAUGUGUAUUCGAAUUAGACCAAUCUAAGUGCGUAGGUUAUGUUUUAAAGCUACAUUAGUCACAAGAGAACCUAUUGAAACCAAUAGGACUAUACUUCGUCUUGGAAACCGGUAAAAACCGGUUCGAGCCGGUUCUGGAAUUGUUUUCGCGUGGUGACUGUCUCCCUAGUGUGACAAAUGAAUUUAUCCUAUGCUACGUUCUCGUUGUCCCAUGUAUGAGAUAAAACGAGACAGUUAAGCCCGGUGUCUUGUUCUAUUUCGUGCGUGCGGUGACGAAAACGUGUCUAUUGCUACAUUCGUAUGUCACUUGUCUAGGAAUCUCCACAAGUAAAAUUUUUUUAUUUAUUUAUAACUAAUAUAGUAUAAAUAUAUAUAUAUAUAUACAUACGUACAGACAGCCAAGGGUACUAUGAAACAGUUAAGUGAUGUUCAUUUCGAGUCAAGACUGUGAUAGUAUUCAUGAAAAUAAACAAUUCAUAUUUUUACUAUAUUUUUUUUUUUUUUUUAAUUUUCAUUAUAAAAGAUGUUGUAGUUUGUAUUUAUUUAUUAAAAAAAAAAGUUGGUAAAGUUCUCUAACGUAAGUAUAUUAGAUAUUUCGAAUUGUUAUUAUCGUUAGAUGCUGUGUAAUAUAAUAGUAUUUCUUUAGAUUAUAUAGAUAGAGUAUCUUCAUACAAAUGCUUCGAGAAAAGUGGGUCAACUUUUUCAUACAAUUGUGUACGUGAUAAAUAGUUAUGAGUGAUUCCUUUAUAACUUCUAUAUUUAUUUUGUCUUACAACUUCUGCACCUUUUUAAUGAGUAAAAACUCAUUUUAUUUAUUAUAUAAUAAAAUAUAGAUACGUCACGAUACAUCGUGUACGGAAGUAAAUAGAACACUGAUAAAAAAACGUGUCGUCUAAUUUGACAAUUAGCUGACAAAUAGGUGACGCGUUUUUGAGGUUCGAUGCUCUAUCUAUAUAAUCUACUAUGAUUAUUUCAUAAACAUUGUGAAUAUGUGCUUAUUGAAUGUGUCUAUGUAUUUAUAUAACCGACUGUACCUUUUCUGAUAAAAUAGUCGCUAUGUUAUCAUAAAUUGUACAACAAGUAUUACGGGGACCACGUAGAUCGAUUUGUCUCGCUUAUGUAGUAUCCAGCCCCUCUGGAGCAGUGGCAAGCGAAUUCGGUAGGUACGGUUUCGCUAGCGCUCGCAUGAAUAAGAGUAAGACACCAAAUGUUGCUUUCUCGCUUCAUCUCAUGCAUGCGGUGUCGACUACAUGUCUAUCGAUAAAAUUCCUUUGCCAUUUCUCCAGAGGCGUUUUAUAAAAGCGGCUUAUAACUUGAGCGGUUUUACUACAUGAUUUGCGCGGUAAUUUCCACUGCGCAAACUUGAUUGUCUAUGGUUUAUAGGUAUAGGUAAUAUGGGUACCGAUACGAUAUCUAUAUAUUGGGUUUCUCUGGACAUUGAUAGUCGAAAGAAGGUCGUUGUCCAGUUCAGUAUCGCCUAUAUCGGUCGGAUAUCUGUUUUCGAAUAUAUUAAGUCUGUUAUUCAAUAUAUAUUUUUUUUAAUAACAGACUUUUAACAUAUUUGUUAUUGGAUCGAUAUUGUGAUACAAAUAUAUAGAUAUUGCUAUAUAUUUUUCAGUCCUAAUUUUUUUUUAUCCAUCUUAGAAUGGCAAUUGUUCAAGUUGUCCGCCGUGAACUGUAAAAUUUAUAGACAUGGCUUCUAUUAUGUAGAUGUUACGUUUUUAAUAUUUCAAUUUAAUUGGGCGUUUUUAUAAUUUGUCACGAUAAGAUAGUAGAGCAAAUAUUAUCGUAUUUUAUAAUAAAUUAUAAACCAUUUAAAUUUGCGCCGCUCUGUUUUACUUGUUUUUUUUUUUUUUUCUUUUAUUUUAAAGUAAGGGAUUGCACGUAGAUUAAAAAAAAAAAAAAUUAAUGUAUUGGACAGAAAUCGGCAAAUUAUAGAGAUUACGUAACUGUACGCUGUAUAAAUUUGUUUGCAGAAACGUACUACUUGCGGUUUUUUUCCUAAUAGAAAGCUAGUUAUGCAAAAGAGUGUAUGUAACUUUAAUUUUAAAUACUAACUUUCUUGUUCAUAAAAAUUAAAAUCCACAAAUGUAUUUCAACUAUCAGAAAGUUUUGUUACUUUCUUUCAAAUAGGGAAAUUAGCGUGAAAGAAAAAGACAAAAGUCUUCAAUAGUUAAAAUACAUUUAUGAGAGCUUUGACAUUUUUAUGAAUAAAGGUGUAAUUCUAUUUCGCUAUUAUAAUAAUGGCGGAAUUUUAUAAAUGAACGCUGUUGUUUUUUCUUUUUUUAUUAUAAUUUAAUAAAAUUAAACAUUAUUUGUCAUUAGAAUCAAUUUACUGCCCAGUGAUUAUCAGUGCCUUAGUGCACUUCCCGCCAAACAUGACAAUUGACGUUUCUGUCAAACGUUCGAAAUUCGAAUUGUGAAAAGACUGAAUCUUUGUCAUUGGCUUAAGAAUGAAUUUAAUACGAUGGCCGUUACGUGUAUACGAGCAUAAUUCGGAUAUUUCAAGGCCUGCGCAGACGAGGCAGUUCUCUGCCUUUUAGACAUAUGAGAAACUAAUAUAAGAUAGAAUGAGACAGAAGCUUGGUUUGAAGGUUUCUUGUUCUUUCUUGUGCUUGCGGUAACUGUCUCUACGGAUCUAUAGAUAGAUUGAUUGCCACUCAACUAAAAAUAUCUCUAGUAUUUUUACUCUAUUCUGGCUUUGUGUUGGGUUGUCACUCGUUUGCACGGGCCUUUUAAAGAAUUUUGACAGAAUCGUCCGUUAAAAGUUCGGCUUAAGAGGUCUGUAAACAGUCCGACUUGAGUCGAGUACGUAUAUUUUGCUGCUUACAACACAGACGCUGCAAAAUACGCGUGCAUGUUCAAGUUGCUUGACCGUGUACGGAGCCUGUUACAGUAGCAGGGUAAACGCUGUUACCAUAUACAAGUGUUCCCAAAUGUAUAACUUAAUGUUGUAUCACAAGAAUUCUUGUAUAAAUGUAUUUGUACAUUUGAUAUUAAUAUUUAAUGCUUAUUUAUUAUAAGUUUGUAUAUUUACGUACUAAGUUAUUGUAAUAGUGUAAAAUGUGUAUUUUCAUUUAAAGGUGUAAUCAUACGAGUGUAAAAUAACAGUAAUACAUUGGUAAAUGAUACAAUACAAUAUUCUAUUGAAAGAAUGCGUCACAAAGGUUUUAAGAGGUAUCUCUAUAGAAUAUGCUCUUCAUUGUAUAAUAAAAAUUUUUCAUUAGGAAUGAAGUUUUUCUAUGAAAUUUAUAUCAAUAAUAAAGUUGUACGGGAACUAUGAUUCUUGAGCAAUUUAAGGCUGGAUUAAUGUUGUUGAAGCCUUGAGGCAUAGACAACCACUGUGCUUAGAAUCCACAGAGAAUCUCUAAAUAAAUAAAUACUUAUUUAAUCUCUACGCUAUAUACACUCAUAUGAAUACACUUUUAAAGUUUUUAUUACUAUAAAUAUCAGCAAAUAACUUGACCGCCAUCUUAAUACCACGUGACUUGCGCAGAAGCAAUUUACGUAGUAGAUCGUCCACUGCGCAAGUUUAAUUAUCUAUAAUUGGCAGGUUGUUUGCUGCGAACUGUAUAAUCUCGCUAUCGUGCAAGUAUACAAGUACUGUAUAGUAGACACAUGGUAAUGUUAAAACUGUUAAAAACCUCAGGAUUCUCAAGUAUGAGCUAUAUCUCAUGAGUCCUCAGGAAUGGCAAUGCAUGGGGUGUAUCAUGGGCGAAACAGUAUAUUCUGUUAUGUCCAUGGCACUGUUCAUGUCUAUAGGCGACGGUUCCACUUUCCAUCAGGUGGGCCGUCAGCUUGUUUGCCAUUCUAAGUAGCGUAAAAAAAAAAUUGUCAACGUCUCUGUCGCAUGUCAAAAUUCAAACUUAGUUAAAGUAUUUUAUGUUUGUGAAAAAUAAAAACGAUUAAAUGAACUCAGAACUAUAAUGUUUCAUGUUCAAAGGCAUUAUUUAUUAUAUUAGCCUUUAACUGUCCACUGGUGAACAUAAGCCUCCCCUUUGGGGUUUUUGCCAGUAGUUGCCAUGCUUGGCAGGCGGCUUGGCAACUGUAGUCAGGCUCUCUCAGGCAAUCUCUCUAUCUAUUAACCCAUAAAUGCCUGAAGUUUCAAAUUUGAUACCGGUGUUUGCAUUGUUUCAUUGAUAAAUAAAUAUUUUGAUUACCGUAAUGCUUAAAGUAUCAAAAAUGAUACCAAAUGUUUUUUUUUUCAAAAUAAAUAUAUAAAAAUAUC
Messenger RNA from Galleria mellonella (greater wax moth), 5818 nucleotides. Its product is annotated as ceramide synthase 5-like. Gene Ontology annotation, cellular component: membrane. NCBI's taxonomy places the organism in Eukaryota, Metazoa, Arthropoda, Insecta, Lepidoptera, Pyralidae. Gene Ontology annotation, biological process: ceramide biosynthetic process. Bases 176 to 1279 code for a protein of 367 amino acids. Gene Ontology annotation, molecular function: DNA binding; sphingosine N-acyltransferase activity. The transcript is spliced from 8 exons. The record is from RefSeq and is a predicted model, not a curated record.